Nematolebias whitei (Rio pearlfish) is the source of this 2562-nucleotide messenger RNA. RefSeq lists its product as uncharacterized. The record is from RefSeq and is a predicted model, not a curated record. Gene Ontology annotation, molecular function: guanyl-nucleotide exchange factor activity. Bases 1 to 2193 code for a protein of 730 amino acids. NCBI's taxonomy places the organism in Eukaryota, Metazoa, Chordata, Actinopteri, Cyprinodontiformes, Rivulidae. Gene Ontology annotation, biological process: positive regulation of Rho protein signal transduction. The transcript has 8 exons.
AUGGUGGCAGUCUUCAGGCAGGUGUGUGACUCCCUGCAGAUGUGUGACUCUCUGCAGGUGUGUGACUCCCUACAGAUGUGGUCUGGUGACUCCCUGCAGGUGUGUGACUCCCUGCAGAUGUGUGACUCUCUGCAGGUGUGUGACUCUCUGCAGGUGUGUGACUCUCUACAGGUGUGUGACUCCCUGCAGGUGUGUGACUCUCUGCAGGUGUGUGACUCUCUGCAGGUGUGCUGCAGUGCAGAGAUCUCUGCCGAGGCCCCCGUCAGGCUGUCAGGUGACCGGGACGGAGGCUGUGACAUCACCGCCUCCUCGACCGACUGUCGGCCCUCCGCCGUUGCCAUGGUAACGCCGGCGACGGCCCGCAGAGCUGAAGCUGGCGACGAGGCGCUCGCAGGAGGAGAAGGAGAAGAGGCAGGAGAAUGUCCCGGCGGUCUGGGCUGCAGGCGCUCCAGCUCGGACGCAGCCUAUGAGCUGGCUGAGACGGUCCGAGCGCAGCGCGAGUGCCGCCUGCGGCCCCACUACAGUGACCCCAUGCCAGCAGACGCCUCCAAGCGCAAACAGCUGGAAAUGAAGAUUGCUGCCGCUGCACGACUCCACAGCCAUCGGCGAGACCGUGACAGAGACAGUGCGCCAGCAGCAGUUCGGGGUCAUUCCGAGCCCCCUGGUGAGGAGCGGCAGGCAGUUCUGGGCGUAACCCGAACUGGUCAGCAUCGCUGGAGCACCAUCAGCAGCCUGAGCUCGGACAGCGGAGUGGUGGGCCUCAGUGAUGAGCGGGACGAGGAGGACCGUGAGCCCCGCCGUCACCGUAGGACGCGGGGAGCAGACGUCGAGCGGGUGGACAGCGGCAUCGGUCCAGGGUUAUCCCGCACUUGGAAGAGACCGUCCGCCUCUCUGAGAGCCUGGGAAGCCCAGAGACCGUGUCCCGACUGCGGGCUGAGGGACGGCGCUUCCAAAGAGCGAGGAGAACGGAUGUGCGAACGCUGCACCAAGCUGCGCACCGAGCGGAAGGAAGCCAUCCUGGAGUUCCUGAACACGGAGUCAAGUUACGGCGAAGACCUGCGCAUCAUCAAGGAGGAGUUUUACUGCCCCAUGCAGAGUGCAGGUCUCCUCACAGCCGAGCAGCUCACUGUGGUGUUUAGUAACGUCCAGGAGCUCAUCGACGUCAACGACCGCUUCACUGAACACCUGCAGGACAGCAUCGACCAGGCCUUUGACCAGGGUGAUGACGAUCUGCUGACCGUGUACAUCGGAGAAAUCUUCCUUGAGUUUGUCAACAUGCUGCCAGCUUUCCAGACCUACUGCCUGCAGCAGUCCGCCUCAGUCAACAUGCUCAACACCCUGGAGAAAGAGAAAGAACUGCUCAGAAUAUUCCUAGACGUUUCCCAAAAUGACAACACUGCACUGCGUCGGAUGAACUUGCGCUCCUUCCUCAUGGCGCCCCUUCAGCGUGUGACUAAGUACCCACUCCUGUUAAGCCGCAUCAUUAAGGUCACCCCUGAAUGCCAUCUCGACUAUGCACGUCUCCGUGAGGCCAAGAGUCGGGUGGAAUCCCAUCUAGAACACAUCAACAUGAAGACCAAGCAGGAGGGUAACGGCGUCACGUGGUCUCUGCGCUCGUUCCGUCGAGAUAGUCGCAAAAAUCGGGAAGUUAUAAACAUUGAGAUGAGGGAAGUGUCCAUGAAGACGGUGGGCUGGGCGAGAGAAAACACAAGAUUCGUCAUGGAAGGACCUCUUCAGUUGUCCCAACCGGCUGACGCUCAGUGGGUGAAAAAGGGCAGCAAGGCCCUCAAGUUCCAAAAUGUGCAGAGUCUUCUGAUGGUGAGGACGCAGCAGGCUGGAGACGCCACCGGACAGGACGGUGGUGCACGGGGGGAUCAGCAGAACAGUACCGGGGAGAGCGUCCGAGAUGGAGUGCUGGUGCUAAUCAAAGACAAGAGCAGCGGGAAGUUCACAGUGCUGAGAGAGCCGAUCCGUCUGGGAAACUGCGUAGUGUCGUCUGAUCCGGACUGCGAGGACACUUUUGAGGUUCUCGAUAUUCGCCGGGAGUCUUUUGUUUUCCGUGCGUCGGACAAAUCUCGCACCCAGCAGUGGUUCCAUCAGAUCAAGAGAUACGCUCGAGACUUGGGCACCUGGAGGAAAAGGCGAAACGCUUUGCCCAACAUCAUGAUCAACACAAACCAGACGCGCUCCUGAGACCUAGCCUUCACACGUCCUUCUCACACUGUAAAUAACCCGAACCUUUGAACUGCAGAAAUCAUCGCAACACCCCCGUCAGACGACAAAACCACAACAAUCUGUCUCACAGUCUUGUGAGAAACACAAGCACUUUCUUUCUUACGGAGCGGUAAGUGCGCCAUAAAAUUGUGUACGUAGAUUUAUUUUAAGCAGUUACAGUUGAAAAAAAAAAAAAAAAGAUGUACCAGAUUCUUGAACGACCAAAAAACUUGGGCUGUACGAGCCUUGAUUGUAAAAGACUGUUUGCUCUUCGGUACUUAAGGUAUGUCUGAUGAAAAGCAUGACUGAAUGCAAAAAGACAAAUUGAAAUUGUCACAUUUUUAUACG